UGUCGAAACACGCAAUGCAUCGAUCGUACCUUCAAUUCCUCCUCCCGAUGGUGACGCUAUUCGUCGGCCGCAUCCAUUCGGAAGGCAUCGCCGAUGUCAGCUUCCAGCGGGUUCAGCAAACUAUCGGCUUCGACGUCUUCAAAUCAGACCUCCGGAUCACCAAGUUCAACCGAACGUGUGCCGUCAUGAACGGAACGAUAGACCUACUGGUCGACAUGGACAACCGCUUUUCGCUUCAGAUCAAAAGCGCCCACAGCCGGCUCGGGAACAACCAGUUCAACGAGUAUCCGUACAAAAUAGCGGAGAACCCGUUUUGCCACGUGAUGAACGAAACCUACCGGGAGUACGAGGACCUGUUCGAGAAGACCACCAAUCUACCGCAUGUGGGAGCCGAUGUGACAUGUCCGGUGCCGGCCGGGAACUACUGGUUCAAGCAUUUCACCUUCAAGCCGGAAACCAUGCCGCAAAUGAUUCCCGAGGGCUACUGGAGGCUGACGGUGCUUUUGACCGCGGAGGAUGGCCGCAAGGCGGAUUUGCAGAUCUUCUUGAAGGUGUCGAAGGAAUCGUACUGGUAGAGCGGAGGGCUUAACAAAUAAGUUGCGACUUGCUUAGCUUUAACACAAAUAGAUAAGUUCAAGUCUAAGCGAUUGAAACUACUUAUGAUAGCAUGAAUAAAGAAAG
Molecule: messenger RNA, 681 nt
Organism: Armigeres subalbatus
Lineage: Eukaryota; Metazoa; Arthropoda; Insecta; Diptera; Culicidae
Exons: 2
Coding region: 15-575 (186 amino acids)
Source: RefSeq, a predicted model, not a curated record